Messenger RNA from Papaver somniferum (opium poppy), 723 nucleotides. RefSeq lists its product as uncharacterized. Bases 1 to 723 code for a protein of 240 amino acids. The transcript has a single exon. NCBI's taxonomy places the organism in Eukaryota, Viridiplantae, Streptophyta, Magnoliopsida, Ranunculales, Papaveraceae. The record is from RefSeq and is a predicted model, not a curated record.
AUGGAUCAACGACCUAAUAUUCGUAUUUCCACACUUCUGCUCAAUAUUAUUGCUAAUAGCAUUCCUUUAAAGCUUAAGGAUGAUACUUUAAUCACCUGGAAAGCUUUAUUGUUACCUUUUUUUAAGAAAUUGCAGGUUGAAAAGUUCAUCGAUGGAUCUUUUCCAUGUCCUGAUCAAGGUAACACAAGAGCUCAACUAGCUGAAUAUCAAGAUUGGAUUGCAGAAGAUACUAUUAUUCUUCUAUGGAUACAAUCAACAAUAUCUGACUCUGUAAUUAGUUAUGUUGCUGGUGCUGAUACAUCUAGAGGAUUAUGGCUUAGCAUUCAAGAACGAUUUUCUCACACUUCAGCAACUCAUGUAAUUCAACUUCGUACCAAGCUUCAAUAUCUCAAGAUGAAUAGUUCUGUAUUAAAAUAUCUUAUGGAGAUCAAAAACAUUCAAGAUCAACUUGCAGCUGCAGGAUCUCAGAUUUCAGAUACUGAAAUGGUGGGAACUAUCUUAUCAGGCUUGCCUCUAGAAUAUAAUUAUUUUGCUACUUCUAUUCGAAUUCGUAAUCCUCCAGUAUUUAGCAAGGAAUUGUUCAAUUUGCUUAUGAAUGAAGAAAUUGUUGUCAACAACACUAAAACUGAUUAUGGGGCCAAAGCCUUUGCUGCUCAGCAAUAUCAGCAGUACCGACCUAAUUCUAGUUAUCCUCCUAGACCUUCAUACUCCAACUCAGGAUAA